UUGAAUAGUUUUCUUUAACAUUUCUCUCCUCCCCUUUUCUUUCCUUCCACAUUCCACAAAACAAAACAUACAAUCAUCAUUCAGAUCUCUACCACUCCAAAUUUCUUCACAAGAAAGAAGAUUCUCAUUCAUAAACCCAUUGCUUCUUCUUCAACAUUACUCGAACGACACACCCUACAAUUGUUUAUUGUUUAAUCAACAAUAAACAAUUGCUCUUCAAUCAAUAACAAAAUCCACCGACAACAUAGUCUACUGUCGUUGUCUCCGGCGACUCUUGUCGGAGAUUCUCUCUCUUUCAACGCAUUCAAGUGAUCCCCCUUUCACUAGAUCUACCUUCAAAAGGGUAUAAAUUUAUUCAGAAGGUGAGAUUAAGAGGUUUUGUCAUUGAUGGCACUUUCGGUUUCUCGGGCUAUGUCGAAGGGCAUAGUGAUGACAGUGCCUGUUUUGAUUCUCACUGUUUCGGCGGCCGCUGUUUUUCUGUUCUUCUUGUUGUCCUCUCUCUCUUCUUGCUCAUGCCCUUCACAACCUUCAUCCACCCCUGUCAACAAUGCAGAGAACUCUGCUGUUGGUUUGUCCGAGUCUAGUAGUGGUAAUGGUUUGUUAGCAACAAGGAAGGAGGAUGUUCAGUGGGUGAAAGAUCAAAUACAAGCAAAUGGACUUCAUAUGCAAGAAAAUGUGCUGCGCAAGGGUAUUAAUCCUCGCACUAGGGUUCAACAACUCGAGGAUCUUAGACAAUUUAAGGGCAUAUCACACUAUGAGGGACCUGACUCAAACAACCACACAGCCUUUCCAUGCCCCGGGGAACUUCUAGUUGAACAGCACCAUAGUAACUAUGGUGAACCAUGGGCAGGUGGAAGGGAUGUGUUCGAGUUUCUUGCUCAAACCAUUCAUCUCAGACCAGACUCACAGGUGCUGGAGAUAGGCUGUGGCACACUUCGAGUUGGCUUGCAUUUCAUUCGAUAUCUAAAUCCCGAACACUUUCAUUGUCUUGAAAGGGACGAGCUCUCUCUGAUGGCUGCAUUUAGGUACGAGCUUCCGGCACAAGGCCUCUUACACAAACGACCGUUGAUAGUUAAGGGAGAAGACAUGGAUUUCAGUAAGUUCGGUUCCGACGUAACGUAUGAUUUGAUUUACGCUAGUGCUGUGUUUCUUCAUAUGCCUGAUAAACUCGUAUGGGUUGGAAUGGAAAGAUUAGCAUCUAAGUUGAAACCCUUCGAUGGACGAAUCUUUGUAUCACAUAAUAUAAAGUUCUGUUCAAGAAUGGGAGGAGAUGAAUGCACAAAGAGGCUUAUGAGUUUAGGACUCGAGUAUCUUGGGAAGCAUACACAUGACAGUCUUCUAUUUAAUCACUAUGAGAUAUGGUUUGAAUUUAGACGUUCGAAAAUUUAACGUCCUUAUUGGUUCUUCGAAAAAACACGAGAAUUUUUCAGCUUUGAAUGACCUCAAGCCACUAAACUGCUUUGCUCAUUGCAACAUGUCAUCAUCAACUUAGUGAAUUCUUGCUUCAGUCCUGAGAGUUAGCAAUUUUUCUACUCAGCAGUUCAUCGAUCUGUGCUGGAAAAGCGAGAUGCGUCAUUUGUAGUUUUCGAUCGAAGACUCGACGAAGGCAAGAAGCUCUGUAUUAUAUCGAGGGAUCUUAUUCUAAAAGGGUUAGCUUAAUAGAUACUUCUUAUUAUUGUUUCUAUGUAGAUUAUGAUUAGCUGUAGUUGGCAGUCAUAUCUUCAUGCAACGGAUUGCUGUUUUACGCGGGAUUCCGUCAAACAUGUGUAAUGGUGUGAUAAUUUAACUAUAUUUUCUAGAUUAUUUUGUUAUAUAUUGUUUCAAAUUGAUAAUCA
This is a messenger RNA of Lathyrus oleraceus (garden pea), 1835 nucleotides long. RefSeq lists its product as uncharacterized. The transcript is spliced from 3 exons. The coding region runs from base 388 to 1389 and encodes 333 amino acids. The record is from RefSeq and is a predicted model, not a curated record. NCBI's taxonomy places the organism in Eukaryota, Viridiplantae, Streptophyta, Magnoliopsida, Fabales, Fabaceae.